Molecule: messenger RNA, 2992 nt
Organism: Salvia hispanica
Lineage: Eukaryota; Viridiplantae; Streptophyta; Magnoliopsida; Lamiales; Lamiaceae
Source: RefSeq, a predicted model, not a curated record
UUGUCGAGGAUAUGACACCCAUGUGACUAGCAAAUUCAAAUCCGCCUCCACCUUCUUCACCACCUACCGCUGCCACCAUCUCUUCCCUCUUCAUUCUUCACCAUCACCAAUUAAUGCAGCCUACUAUUCCUUUACACUACAUAUCUCAAUCAAGUGAUGGCGGCUUAUGGCGCAGCGGCUUCUCUAAAGAAUACGAUUCAAAGUAUUUUACAGUCGUCUCGCAUCUCGUUGGUUCCUCCCUCUUCGCAGAUCAUACAACCCGCUUAUGAGGCCAUGGUUCACUUGCAGAAAGUUCUGCUAAAAUUGGAGGAGACCGGAUACAGCAAGAUCCGGACGAAGGUGAAUGCUUUGGAUGACCGAAUCAAAGAGGUCUUGUGGGAAUUUGAAGAUUUACUCGAAUCCCAUUUCACCCACCAGACUCUUCCACAGCUUGAAAGCGAGAGAGAUCACUUGUCUUUCUCUCUAGAUUUGCAGUGUCUGAGACAGAGUGUUGAUUGCUUCGUCGAGAGGGUGGCAGAGAUGGAGGCGGAAUACGAUAUUGAACUGAUGAAUAUGCCUGAAGAAGAAGGCAAACCUCUUUCCUCAAGAAUGGAUUAUGGUGGAAUCAACUCAAAUAUGGUUGGCUUAUCUGAUGAAUUUGAACAAGUCAGGGAUCUUCUUCUUGCAGAAGAUGAAGGGUGGGUGUCAAUUGUUGGGAUGGCAGGGGUCGGAAAGACCGCGUUUGCUAAGAAAGUAUUUGAUGAUCCAUGGAUUCAAACACAUUUCGAGCUUCAAGCAUGGGUCAAAGUGGGCAGAAAGUGUGAAUACAGUGAAAUAGUGCGAUGUAUUCUCGCUCAAGUCGAUCCCAACACUUACGACCAACUUGUUGCCUUAGGAGAUGACUACGACGAGGUUUUAGUUGUAUUUUUGGAAGACAGAUUGAAGAAUAAGAAAUGUCUCCUUGUGUUGGAUGAUGUAUGGGAAUGGGACACGCAACUAAUGGAUAUCUUUCCUGAGGAGAAUGUCCGAAUCUUGCUUACAAGUAGGCUAAGAAUUCAAGAAUUGAAGAAUCUUGCUUCUGAGGGUACGAUACACUUGUUGAAUGAAGAAGAAAGUAUAAAAUUACUUGGUGAGAAGUUGUUCGGUGAAAAGGGCUUCCCUCCUGACCUUGAGGAGUUGGGAAAGAAGAUUGCCAACAAAUGUGAAGGUCUUCCACUUAUGAUAGUCACAGUUGCGGAGCUCCUAUCCAAAGAAGAUAAGACCACACAAUGUUGGACUGAGGUAGCCGAAAAACAACAUAAUGCAGUCUUCAUGGCUGCGUAUGACCAAAUAUCAGAGGUACUUUACCCAAGCUAUGACUACUUACCUCAAUAUUUGAAACUGGUUUUUCUCUAUUUGGGAGCUUUCCCUCCGUAUACUGAUAUCGAAACAGACUUCCUCUACGAUCGAUUGAUUGCUGAAGGGUUCCUUGAACAAAAUUUGGAUGAUUUUAUUUUAAACGCUAUGGGAGAGCUUGAUGUCCGGUAUCAUCUUGUUCAAGACGAAAGAAAUCCAAAAUCUUGGUUUUCAACGAACAAGCAUCGCGUGCAUUCUUGUUGGCAGCAUUUGUGUAAGAAAGAAGCUAGUAAUAUCAAGUUUCUGCAUGUUUUACAAACUUGUGGCGAUGAUGUUAUAAAAGACCAGCGACGGUUGUGUGCCCAUAGUAACAUGUUGUUUGCCUUCAAAGAAGUGUAUGAUUCGAUAAACAAUGAUUGCGCAACCACGACCCGUUCUCUUCUUUGUUAUGGUCCUUACCACCAAUACCCGGUGCCUAUACAAGCCAUGAAUUUCAAAUUGCUCAGGGUAUUAGAUGCUCUUAAGGUCAGAUUUUACCACUUUCCAUUAAAUAUUUUGAAACUAGUUUGUCUCAAGUACCUGGCCCUAUCUUACACCAAAGAGCUCCCUGUUAACAUAUCCAACCUUUUUCACCUUCAAUUCUUGAUUAUUUAUCCACAUAUGCACAUCAAAGUGCGUGGAGUUUCAUCAUAUAUGCCGGUGGAGAUAUGGAAUAUGCGUGAAUUACAACUGAUUUCGGUCAUGGGAAGAGACCUACCAACUCCUAAUCCUGAUGCCACUUUAGACAAACUCUUAACUCUUUUUGGUGUAAGCGCAAUGAGUUGCACUAAAGAAAUUCUCAAACGAAUCCCUAAUUUAGAGAGAUUACGGAUUCUAAUGGAGUUGAAGCCUUUUGAUGACGACGAUGAUGAUGAUUAUAGUAACGCAUUGAGUGGUUUGGGUCAUAUAUCAACUGAACUCCAGAAUUUGAAUGUUCUUUCAUAUUCUAUACAGAACCCUGAUAUGAAGCAUGAGUCCAUGGUUCCCCUUACAAUGUUCCCAUCAAGUCUGACAGUUUUGAUAUUGAAAGGCUUAGGGUGUCCAUGGAAACACAUGAAUGAUAUUGGUUCGCAGCUACCAAAUCUUAAGAGGCUCGUGUUAGAACACUAUGCCUUCCAAGGACCAGACUGGGAUAUUGAUUCAGGAUGUUUUCUGAAACUUGAGAAACUUGUCAUUGAAGACACUGAUUUGGUGCGAUGGAGAGCUCAGUAUGGAAGCCUCCCAAGGCUUUACCUUCUAAGCAUACGACAUUGCUACAAAUUAAAACAACUUGAUUGGACGCGUCAUCCCUCAAUGGUCACAAGGCCUACCAUUGAAUUAGUUGACUGCAAUCCCUUAGUUGUUCUUUCUGGCGUGGUAUAUAACUGUAGAGUGCAUUGCGCCACUUCUUUGUGAACAGGAAACUGAGAAAGCAAAACAGGGGGCAAAGGAGAGAGCAGAAGGGAUCAGAUGCUGUGUUAUCCCAUUAUUUCAAUUGUAUUACCAUGUUGUUUCCUGAAUCUAAGGAUAAUGAUUUGUUGAAUUUUGUUUAGGAUUAUGAAAUUUGAAUGUUGAAUCAUGUUUGUAAACUAACAUGUUAAUCAGUUUGAUAUGUAUGACAUGCACUUAUCUAUAUUAUUUUUUAUUUUACUUUACUAUA